Molecule: messenger RNA, 1844 nt
Organism: Sphaeroforma arctica JP610
Lineage: Eukaryota; Ichthyosporea; Ichthyophonida
Exons: 2
Coding region: 89-1828 (579 amino acids)
Biological process (GO): regulation of DNA-templated transcription
Molecular function (GO): zinc ion binding; sequence-specific DNA binding
Source: RefSeq, a predicted model, not a curated record
ACUUGAAAGACAACCUAUAUGUGCCCGCGUUCGUAUCUCUUUGUAAAAAUUGCGUUAUAAAAUACACGGUAACCUAUUUCAACACACGAUGCCACCUGAAAGCCAGUUUGGAUCCUUUUCCAUUAGUAGCAUACUUCAAGGAUCAGGAAAGUCGGAUUAUUCAAGGUCAACCGAUUCAAGGUCAAACGGUUCUUCACACGACUCAAGAGAUGAGAGUACCCCAAGGUUCACAAGAUUCCAACCAUAUGCGGACGGUACAAAUAAUUUGCGGCCAGCAAUGCCAGGAAAUACCUCUCGUCAUAUCCUGGAUAGAGAAGUUAGUGAGACUGGUUUCAGUUGUAACCCCGUAGUACGCUCUGACGCGGGCUACUCGUCGGGAUCUACUGACAGUAGAGUUGAUUCCGAUACUCUCACUUAUCACAAUUCGAAUGAGAGCUCGAGUGGUAGCACGGAUGCCAAAUAUUACGCUGAAAGUGAGAAUCCGUCACAUUCUUAUUUUGAAAGUCCGGGCAGCUGCUCCGACACAGCAGCAUCAAGUUUUGGCUAUAUGAAUAAUGCUGCCCAAGAUACAAAUAGUGGAACUAAUCACCACCUCGAGCGAUCUGCGUCUGCCAGAUAUUCAAAGACCUGGAGCAGGCCUGUUCAAGUCAGACACCAACAUGGCAGAGCCGGUCAUUCUUCCCGAGGCUACCACAGCCAUCACCCGAGUGCACUACUGGAGGCAUAUCAGAGCACAAGUGAGGACUGUCAACCCUCUGUAAACGGGUUUGUGGACUGUGAGAACACCAGUGGGCAGCAAUCAAGACGAUCUAGUGGACCGGACAGUAGCUUUGGAAAGUCAUGUGAUUCGCAAGUCGAUGAUCACCAUAACAAUAGCCACCACAGUGUUGUUCGACACAGGUACGUUCCAACGGGUAUUCCCCGGACACAUACCCAUCAAUCGUGCCCACGUCAGGAUGAAACCAUCACUGGCUCACAGCAACCGUGCAUGGUGCGGCAAAAUUCCAAAAAGCGAACUAAUAAGGUCCAUAAUAACACCAAUAUAGAGCAUACUACUAACAUGACUGGGAGCAAUUGGAGUGGUCAACACUUUGAUCCGCCGAAAUUCAGCCAACAACAGGGUUGGGGUUUCUGUGGGUCAAAUAUGGGUGGUCAGAGUUUGCAACAUACACACGGUCACAGCCACAGUCAGAUACCGCAUCAUGCCCACGCAGCGGUUGUAACGACUGAGAGUGCUUGUUGCCGACCUCAAAUGGCAUAUAAUAGGAAUAGUAUCAAUAAUUAUAAUAGCUGUAGUAUGAAUCAUAGCGCGCGUUCCUGUUGUAGCGAAGCAUCGACUACGCGUCCGGCGAUGAGUGGUCAUGCCAGUGCAAUGCGUGCGCCUGUCAACAUGAACGGAAACAGUCAGCCGGGUAUGGUUGAGGGGCCGUCGAUGAACGGGUAUACCGCGAAUAACCGGGAUAGCCAAGGCGGGGGCCCUAAACAGCACGACGCACAAAUGUGGAAGGUCGUGGAUCCGGAUAUGGCGUCUGGUCAAGAGAGUGACUACACGAAGAAGUCACUUAACUGUUCAAACAAGCGGCCGCCAAUUGUUCGCUUGGAUCGACCUUGCUUGCACUGUGGUAUAACUGAGAGUUGUACUUGGCGUCCGGGACCCGAGGGAAGAAGUACACUCUGCAAUACUUGUGGGUACUUUUACCGACGGAGGAAGUGUUUGAGCAUGAAAAGGAAGGGGUUGCACAUGUCCAUCAAGUCGGUCACCGGGGAGAAGAAGCUAAAUAUACAAUCAUUGUCGCGCAUGAAUGCAGUUCGUACAAUGACACAAUAACGAUCUUGAAUAAAAU